Nerophis lumbriciformis (worm pipefish) is the source of this 435-nucleotide messenger RNA. The record is from RefSeq and is a predicted model, not a curated record. Lineage: Eukaryota; Metazoa; Chordata; Actinopteri; Syngnathiformes; Syngnathidae.
AUGGCGUUCACGUUCGCGGCCUUUUGUUACAUGUUGGCGUUACUGCUUACAGCGGCGCUCAUCUUCUUCGCUAUUUGGCACAUAAUCGCGUUCGACGAGCUGAAGACGGAUUACAAGAAUCCUAUAGAUCAGUGUAACACAUUAAAUCCACUGGUGCUCCCAGAGUAUCUCAUUCACUUCUUCUUCUGCGUCAUGUUCUUCUGCGCCGCCGAGUGGCUGACGCUCGUCCUCAACCUGCCGUUGCUGGCCUACCACGUCUGGAGGUACAUGAGCCGGCCCGUAAUGAGCUGUCCGGGACUAUACGACCCGACGACCAUCAUGAAUGCCGACAUCCUGGCGUACUGUCAGAAGGAAGGCUGGUGCAAGCUGGCUUUCUACCUCCUCUCUUUCUUCUACUAUCUCUAUGGCAUGAUCUACGUUUUGGUGAGCUCCUAA